AUGCCAAUAGUCACAACUGCGCAACUUGUUAAAUUACAAGCCCGAACAGAUCAUAUUCGAAAUAUUUGCAUUUUGGCACAUGUAGAUCACGGGAAAACCACACUCUCUGAUUCACUGCUGGCUUCAAAUGGAAUUAUUUCAAGUAAACUUGCAGGAAAAGUGAGAUAUCUUGAUAGUCGGGAGGAUGAACAGCAAAGAGGAAUAACCAUGGAAGCGAGUGGAAUUUCUCUAUAUUUCAAAAUUUUACGUGAGGCUGCUGAAGGAGGUAAUUAUACAAAAUCUGAUGAAUAUCUAAUAAAUCUGAUCGACGCUCCCGGGCAUGUAGAUUUUGCAAGUGAAGUGUCGACAGCAUCUAGACUAUGUGACGGUGCAUUGAUCCUAGUUGAUGUUGUCGAAGGCGUUUGUACACAAACACAUACUGUGCUUCGUCAAGCAUGGGUAGAAAAGGUUAACCCAAUUUUAGUUCUCAACAAAGUAGAUCGACUCGUAACAGAAUUGAAAUUAACUCCAUCAGAAGCGUAUGUUCAUAUUAAUAAAAUUCUUGAACAAGUAAAUGCCAUAAUGGGUACAUUUUAUGCUGGUGAUGUGAUGGAGGAAGAAACAAGAAAACAUGAUGCUGAAAAGGAAAGGCUGACAAAAAAAGAAGGAAAUGAAAAUUCGGAUAUUGAAUCAAGUUCUAGCGAAACGAUAUUAGAAGAACGAGAUGAUUCCAAUAUAUAUUUUACCCCUGAUUCGGGUAACGUUGUUUUUGCGAGUGCCCUCGAUGGUUGGGCAUUUAGAGUCGAACAAUUUGCUCAAAUAUAUGCAGCAAAGUUAGGUAUUAAAGAGAAUAUACUUCGUAAAGUUCUUUGGGGUGACUAUUAUCUCGAUCCGAAAACGAAACGAUUGUUGCAAUAUAGGCAUCUCAAAGGACGUCAGUUAAAACCAAUGUUUGUUCAUCAUAUUGAAAAAAUCGAAAAAAUCGUCAAAUCUCUCAAUUUGAAAAUACUCCCUCGAGAUAAGAGAUCCAAAGAUACUCGAUCUUUGCUGAUUUCAAUAUUUAAUCAGUGGCUUCCUUUAUCAACCGCUCUCCCUUCCCCAGUUGCUGCACAACCGGUGCGACUACCACGAAUGUUAGGCGCUCUCCCUACUAGUCACGCUGAACCCAAAACUGGGUUUGAGCAGGAUUUAUAUAAUUGUAAUUAUAGCGAUUCUUCACCUGUCAUUGCAUAUGUUUCAAAAAUGUGUGCUGUUUUUUCAAGUCAGUUACCAGAAAACAGACGAAAACAAUGGACUGCAGAAGAGUUGAGAGAAAGAGGAAGACAAAAAAGGGGCGAAUUGUUGCUCGCUUCAAAUAAUCGACAAGGAAUUUCUUUGACCGAUACUUCAUCUGAUUCCAAUAAUGAAUAUCAAAAGAUUCCUAUAUCAGAAGAUUCCAACGUGAUUAACGAAAACGAAGAAUCACAGCCUAAAGAAACUUUUAUUGGAUUUGCACGUCUUUAUUCGGGUACUAUUCGUGUAGGACAGAAACUUUAUGUUUUAGGACCAAAAUAUGACCCUUCUUUCCCAGAUUUGCAUUGUUCGGAAGUUACUAUCGAGAGCCUUUAUUUGAUGAUGGGACGAGAGUUAGAAUCACUUCAGGAAGUGCCCGCGGGUAAUGUUUUCGGAGUCGGUGGUCUUGAAGGGCAUAUUUUAAAGAACGGUACUUUGAGUAGCACAAAAGAAUUUAAAAGUCUUGCAGGCGUCACGACUGAAACUUCUCCCAUUGUCCGAGUUGCUCUUGAACCGGAAGAUCCAUCUGAAAUUAAUAAGCUUAUUGAAGGUUUACGCUUGCUUAACCAAGCUGAUCCGUGUGUCGAAGUUCUUGUUCAAGAAACGGGUGAACAUGUCAUUUUAACUGCCGGUGAAGUACAUCUUGAAGUGAGCAAGAAAGACUUUGAUUUAAGAGAACGAUUUGCCAAAAUCGAGAUUCAAGUAUCCCCCCCAAUCGUGCCAUUUAGAGAAACAAUAGUUUCUGUUCAAGAACAAAAUAAAGAAUUAAGUACGCAACAUGGUGUUGUCACAGUUUCUACACCUAAUAAAUAUUGCGUAAUUAAGUUACGUGCAGUGCCACUGCCAUCUAAUGUAACUUCGUUUCUUAAUCAACAUGUCAUAACUAUUAAAUCUAUUUUGGAUGAACGUCAACAAAGGAAUAAAGUAGAGUCACAGAUAACGGAUGACUACGAAGAUUCUCUUAAAGAGGUUGCUAAUAAAGAAGAACGUGUAUUGGAUAACGAAGAAUUUUUAAAAAAUCUUGAAUCUGAGUUUAGUAAAGCUGUUGAAAAAGAAAUUUGGAAAGAUGUUGUUGAUAAAUGGCGAAAGAAUUCUAGUGAAUCAAAAAAUUCUGAUUUGCCCUUACAAAUUGAAAAUGAUAAAGAUUUGAAUAAACAAUCAUCGUCAGUGCUGACGAUUCGUGAUUUUGAGGAGAACAUUCACACAGGGUUUCAACUUGCUACGAAAUCGGGCCCACUAUGUGCCGAACCCAUGAUGGGCGUGGCUUAUUUUCUAGAAGAUUUUAAAAUUUCUAUUCCUGAAGAAAAUAUUGACGUUACUGAAAUGCGUUCGAAGGUAGGUGGGCAAGUUAUCACAACAAUGAGAGAUGCUUGCCGUCAAAGUUUUUUAGAAUGGUCUCCAAGGUUAAUGCUUGCUAUGUACUCUUGUGAUAUUCAAGCAACUACUGAAACGUUGGGUCGUGUGUAUGGAGUUAUUUCUAGACGUCGCGGUCGUAUCAUUUCUGAGGAAAUGAAAGAAGGAACCCCUUUUUUUCAAAUUUGCGCGUUAUUGCCCGUGUUUGAAAGUUUUGGAUUCGCUGAUGAAAUCAGAAAACGAACUUCUGGUGCGGCCAGUCCUCAGUUAAUUUUUAAUGGAUUUGAAAUGUUGGAUCAAGACCCGUUUUGGGUUCCAACAACUGAAGAAGAGCUUGAAGAUUUAGGGGAAAAAUCUGACAGAGAGAACCUCGCUAAAAAAUAUAUGGAAAGUGUAAGAAUACGGAAGGGAAUGUCUACAGAUAAAAAAAUUGUUGAACAUGCAGAAAAACAGAGAACACUCAAAAAGAAAUGA
Messenger RNA from Diversispora eburnea, 3078 nucleotides. The record is from the annotation of a GenBank genome assembly. Lineage: Eukaryota; Fungi; Glomeromycota; Glomeromycetes; Diversisporales; Diversisporaceae.